AUUUGAUUUGUUAAAGCCAAUAGCCCUGUAAAGUGGCAUAUUAUCGUUUGGUCCUCCUAUUCAAUGCCAAUUGAUAGCACGAACUUGUAAAUCCAAUUUGAAUAGCGUUUAAACUCUACAUUCGCGCAUCUUUGAAGUUCAUACUGUAGUACUGUGCAUCACAUCGCUUGUAUAUUCUUCUACGGCAUUUGGUAUUCCGGUUCCGGUACGGUAAUGAUACCCCAUGAUUCACCGACGUAAUAACCAAGUCAACAAGCCGUACCGUACACGUACUUGUUUGCUUGUUUAAUAUAUUUAAAGGACGUAAAUUCCAAUGACUAUGGAUGUAGAUUUAUUGAGGCCAGGGACGGUACCGAUAUCGCCCGAUACUGUUUUAUGGUUUGAAUUUCUUUUAAAUCCAUCAUUGUUGCAUAGCCAUAUUUCAAAACCAUCACCUGAUCCAUCGCCAACUGAUCUUAUUAUAAAAUUCAUGACCAUAAACGCAGAGCAAAACAAUGAUGUCAAAGUCAUUGAAAAUGAUGCAAACGAUUUGAAAAUAAAUGUUAUGAGCAAAUGGACCUACAAGAAUUUGGCUCUAAAAAUUCUUUCGUUAAAAGUAGCCGCGUAUCUGAAAUGGGAUUUGGAGUUGUUGCAAAAGAAAUUACCUUUGCAAAUGCAAUUAACAUUGUUGCAAGAUUUAUUUUACAUAGCCAUGGAUAUUGUCGUGGAGAUACCAAUAGUUCCAGAAAAUGCGCCAAAUAAUAUUUCAGAUCGAGAUUUAUUUACAUUAAUAUUAUAUCACAGAUGGUUAUUGAGAGCUAUCGUCUACAGGGCUUUAAAUAAUAAGCAGCCAAAGUUAUUCGUUCAUAACGCAGUGAUUCAGGAGACAAAUUAUGUAGCCUCUACGAUAAACGAUGAAAUAAUAAGAAAAUUAGAAUUACACGCGACAAACAGUAUUAAUUUUUUAAAUACAGUUUUGCAAUUGAACGAUUUGAAGCCUAAGGUUCUUUCAUUGGAUACCUUUCAAAUGUUAACGGAAAAUAGCACUGAAAUAAAGCAAAAUUGGGAUAGCGUGCAUAGUAUAACGGAAGACGAGUUAAAAUGCCAGGUGCAUUAUGAUCUUGCGGUUUUUCAUAUCCUUAAAGCAGAAUAUCAAACGGCAAAGUAUCAUAUUAGUCAAGCCAGGGACUUGUACAAUAAGCUCGAUACUUCAACGCCAAUGUUAUAUUGUAAUAUUAAUAAGCAAUACUUGGACGGAUACUGUUUAGCUUGCGAAGUGCCUGUUGAAAAUAAAGCACCAAAUCUUACGCAACAGUUGCUUACGUCUAUCAAAGAUCAAUACACAAAUAUCUUACAAAUCUUACAAGCGGAUAAUAUAGUGAGAGAAAUUCCGCAAGUCUACAGAGAUAAUUUAGAAUUAGAUAUCCAGGGUGGCUUAGUAAAUAGGAAAAUAAUUGUCGCACGCGAUUUAUUAUUACAGAUUCAGUGCCUUAAUCUCGUUCGAAAAGUUGUAGAAAAUGAAACGAUUAUUGGAGAUUAUGUUUCAGAAAUCAAAGCUGCAGGAUCCAAAGGAUUAGAAGUAUUUUUUUGGGCAUUUAACGGAGUGCUUGAAAAAUCAUCGGCUCUCGAUAAACAAAGAAUCGUUCGUCAUUUGUUAUAUCUUGUUUUAAUGCGAGAUAUCGAUGGUCUUGCCAAUAAAAUUUUAACCGAUGCUAAUUAUGCUAGCCUGUUCGACGCCACCGAACUCGAGGAAAUCAAAAAGGAAGCAUUUCCCGACGAUUUGGAUAUUCCAAAUUUAUUAUUAAAUAACGAUUGGGGUAUUGCUCCCGUUGACUAUACACAAAAACAAAAAAUAGGCAUAUUUGAAUUAGAGCAACGGCUUAUUUUAUCGUAUAAUCCGCAUGAAAUCCGGCAAAUUCUUAUGGAAAUUGUGCGCAUCGACAAUUCAAGUUAUGUAAAACCACAAUGGCGAAUCAAUAACUUUUGGGAAAUACCGAUCCCUUUGCAAAGUGUUAUAUCUUCUAUACCGGAAGGUUUUCUAAAAGAUUAUUCCUACAUUUUACUGGCAAAAAGUAAAGAGCUUGCGUUGGCCAAAGACUUCCCUGGAUCAAAAACAUUACUCAAUAUAGUUGAAAACGAAGUGCAACAUCACGCACAAAGCUUAAACGAAGCUAAUAAACUUCUCAUGGGAGGCAAUAAUUUAAUAUUUAAGCUAUUGAAGCUCCUAAAUUGGGAAUCUUUGUUGAUUGAAAUAUGUUAUUAUUUGCAUGCUUGGCCCGCUACUAACAUAUGCGACACCCAAGCUGUGACGGUACAAUGCAAACAGUGCCUACUUACCCUCCAAUCGACCGAUCAAGUAUUACCUAGACAAGAAAUUAUCGAGUACUGUACAGUUUUUUUAUUAAAUAUGUCGGAGUGGGACUAUUUAACCAGCCUGGAGAAACAGUGGAGCUGCUUUGAAUUCGCAGCCGCACUGAGUAACGUAGCAAAGUAUAAGGGGCAAAAGUUUCCCAAAGAAGCUUGGGACAUGGUACUCGCAGCUUGCAAGUCAAAUCGUGAUCUGCCACAAAAACGUAGUAGCAGUAAUAGUGGCUCAUCGGGAAAUAGUAUAUCAAGGGAUUCCCUAAUUAACAUAUCAUCGACUUUCAGUCGAUUAAGAGAGCUUACGGUUCUCAAUAUUUCAAUAUCCUUACUCGCACGAUUGCACAACAUAUUGCGCGACGAAUCGAGCUUAGAGCUUUACACUACGUAUUUAAAUAUGUGGCCCGCUAGCAUACCAAACGCAAAACUAUAUAAUAUGAGAAUUAUAAGCGAGUAUUUAUUUCAAUUGUUGUCUCAAGCAUUAAAGUAUUAUCCAAACAACGUACCCUGGCUCAGACUCAUGGGGGAUCUCAACUUUGUGCUUGGCUAUUACGAGAGCGCCAUGAAGUAUUAUUUGGAAGCAAUUAUAGUAGCCAGUGACCUGUUCACUCUACCCGUGCGAGGGCAAAUAGAUGAUUUGGUUUAUAGACGGAUGAUUAAAUGCUGUGCUCACCUGCAAUGUAAUACCCAAGCGGUCGUGCUUUGUCAGUUUUUAGACGAAGUUGACUAUGCUUUGGCUUUUAAAAUGGCUGGAAACGAACAGAAAAAUGCCGCGCCCAAUGAUGCCAUGGAUGCCUACUACCAUUGCAUUUGGGACACGACAAUACUUGAAUAUUUAAUUAAUUUACAUACUAAGAGAGGAGAGCAUCAUCGAAAGCAGCUUGCGAUCAAGGUCAUAGGACUUUUAGAACUUAAUUCUAAUAACAAUGAGGAAAUACAGAGAGAAGCUGCCAAUACUCGUAAAGCAAGGUUUCUCCGUGCUCUAGCAAAGCAAUAUGUCUAUUGAAAAAUUAUUGAAAUAGAGAAAUGUCCUUCUUGUGAUGUGAAAAUGACAUUUGGUAAUAUUUGUAAAUACCUUUGUUUCUUCAUUUUUUUU
This is a messenger RNA of Ceratosolen solmsi marchali, 3436 nucleotides long. It is a transcript of the gene IntS8, whose product is annotated as integrator complex subunit 8. Lineage: Eukaryota; Metazoa; Arthropoda; Insecta; Hymenoptera; Agaonidae. The record is from RefSeq and is a predicted model, not a curated record. Gene Ontology annotation, molecular function: protein binding. Gene Ontology annotation, cellular component: integrator complex. The transcript is spliced from 11 exons. Gene Ontology annotation, biological process: snRNA 3'-end processing. Bases 314 to 3346 code for a protein of 1010 amino acids.